Bufo bufo (common toad) is the source of this 4405-nucleotide messenger RNA. It is a transcript of the gene RPGRIP1L, whose product is annotated as RPGRIP1 like. Lineage: Eukaryota; Metazoa; Chordata; Amphibia; Anura; Bufonidae. Gene Ontology annotation, cellular component: photoreceptor connecting cilium. Bases 139 to 4029 code for a protein of 1296 amino acids. The record is from RefSeq and is a predicted model, not a curated record. Gene Ontology annotation, molecular function: thromboxane A2 receptor binding. Gene Ontology annotation, biological process: non-motile cilium assembly; retinal rod cell development. The transcript is spliced from 27 exons.
CCGGAAGCGACGUUCGCUCUAGUGAACUGGCUGUAGCAACUGUUGCUGGGGAGCCGGGGGAUGGACGCCGGGCGCAAGCAAACGGCCUGAGGGAAGCCAGAGAAAUAUUUAUAGGACGACUGUACAGAAACCUUCACAAUGGCCACCCCUGCAGAUGAAACGGCAGCAGAUCUCCCUGUGAGGGAUUUCGGUCCAAGCAUUUCAGAUGCCGUUUCUCCCCAGAGCGCAAAGGCAAGACAAGCCGUUGCACGCAUUUCCAGGCAAGAGCUGGAAGAUAGAUAUUUGCGCAUUCACGAUGAGAACCUGUUGCUUAAACAACAUGCACACAAGCAAGAGGAUAAAAUAAAGAGAAUGGCCACAAAGCUUAUACGACUUGUGCAAGACAAAAAGAAAGUCGUGCAAGGGUCUGGAGUCGUGAGACGGUCUGGGAGGGAUGUGGAGCUGGAGGAAAUGAUUGAGCAGCUGCAGGAGAAGGUCCGGGAGCUUGAGAAGCAGAACGAGAGCUUACAGAACCGCCUGAUAGCUGCAAAGCAGCAACUUCAGACCCAGGGACACCGACACACCCCGUACAAUUACAUCCAGUCCCGUAUAAACUCUGGCGUGAAAAAAGUCAACGAGAAUGUUCUCAUGCAAGAAAACGUCCGCAAAGGAAUGCGUUUACAGAAUUCAGAUUUUACCCCAAGAUCUACUCAAGCACCACUUCCAAGAUAUGGGCACAGUUUGCUUGAAGAAGCCAGAGCAGAGAUAAGAAAUCUUGAAAAUGUGGUGGAGUCACAGCGGAGUCAGAUAGAGGAAGUGGAGCACUCAGCGGAGAUUCUCAGGGAUGAACUGCAAAGGAAGGAAAAGGACUAUGAAGAAACUUUCCUACAACUUAGAGAGCAGCAAACAAGUGGUCAAAGGACAACAAUCAAAGAGAAUGUCCUUACGAUUAAACUCCAGAAACAGCUAGCAGACAAGAGCAGGGCUUUCACCGAGCUGGAGAGCAAGUUCCAUCUGCUCCAAGACAAUUUAAAAGCCAUGAAAGCGAGUCAAGAAGCAUUUGUGAGGGAAGUAGAAAGCCUUAAUGGCCAGCUGAAAGAAGAGCGCCUGAAAAACUUUCACCUGGAGAAGCAAGUGCAGUCUAACACCUUCUCCCAGCGAAGGAUUGAAGAGCUACUUGAUCGAAUCAGUGACUUGGAGAAGGAACGGGAUCUCUUGAAGCAAAACUCUGACAAACUGUUCAACAGCGCCUUUGAAGUUAGCAACAGUCAAGAACAACAACGGAAGAUGAGGGAACAGCAGCUGAAACUUCAGAUUGCCCAGCUGGAGGCCGCCCUUAGAUCCGACCUUGCGGAUAAAAAUGAGAUUCUUGAUAGAAUGAGAAGAGAGCGAGAACAAACUGAGAAACUUGAUGAAGAAAACAGAAAACUCCAGCUGCGUUGUCUAGAACAGAAGCAUCAGCUUGAUGAAUUUCAGAAUAAGCUGAAGUUUUUCACAAAGGAGAGCGAUGUCGACGUGACCGAGCUCAGCGAAGCCUUGAUGCUUAUAAAGGCACGCAAGCAGCAAAGGAAUGGAGAUCUAAUGUUUUUGGAAAAGGUGGAGGAUGAUGUCAAUAAAGACCUUGAAAAAUCAUUAAGAAACUUACAGGCGAACCAUGCCGAGACCAUCCAGGAGUUGGAGAAGACCAGAAACAUGUUGAUAAUGCAACAUAAAAUCAACAAGGAUUAUCAGGUUGAAGUAGAAGCAGUGACGCAGAAGUUGGAGGCCAUACGUCAAGAUUAUGAUGUAAAGUUGGAGCAGUAUGCUCACCUCCUUGAUGUCAGAGCAGCACGGAUACGCAAACUAGAAGCCCAGCUGAAGGAUAUUGCAUAUGGCACAAAGCAAUACAAGUUCACACCAGACGUCACACCAGAUGAUGACGUGGAAGAAUUUGAUGAAUCCUUGCACUUACAAAGGGGUGAAAAUCUUCUUGAGAUCCAUAUAUCCAAGGCAGUUUUCUCUCCAGCAGCUGGCAACAGCUUCGGAGACCAGGAACCUGCUACCUUCUGCACAUAUGCUUUCUAUGACUUUGAACUCCAAACCACACCCGUUGUGCGUGGUUUGCAACCAUCCUAUGACUUUGGUUCUCAAUAUCUGGUACGAGUUGAUGACUUUUUCCUACAGUACUUGCAAAAGAACAGUGUAAGGUUGGAGGUCCACAUGGCAAUUGGCACUGAUUAUAGGACAGUUGCUGUAUGUCAGCUGAGAUUCCAUGAUAUUCUGGAGAAGACUGGGAGGAUAUAUUCCAGCGCUGUGCUGGUUGGAGCUGACAAUGACAUUAAUAAUUACGGUACAGUGGAGUAUUGGAUUAGGCUAAAUGUUCCCAUGGAGCAAGCUGUUCGGCUCUAUAAAGAACGUGCGAAGGCCCUUGGCUAUAUUACAUCAAACCUUAAGGAGCCACUUCAGAAUGAUCAAGCGUUAGAGGUGAGAAAAGCAGAGACCCGUGGCCUGAAAGAAGACAAUGUCAAUGAGCUGUUUAUCACCAUAAAUAGCUGCAGCAAUUUACAGCCCGGGACCAGUUUACAGCAACCCAGCCCUUAUGUUGCCUACACAUUUUUUCACUUUAGUGACCAUUACACUCCUAUCAUUACAAGCAGCAACAAUCCUCAAUUCGAAGAUCACAAGUGCUUUCCGGUACCAAUGACUGCUGAUUUGGACCGAUAUCUGAAGUCCGAUUCCCUUGUUUUGUAUGUAUUCGAUGAUGAGGAAAUGAGCAGUGCCUACCUUGGUAAAGCCAGGGUUCCCCUCAUCCCGCUUGCUCAUGAUAAAUGCGUCUCAGGUACUUUUCAGCUUACAGAUAUUAAGGGGAAUGAAAGAGGAACGAUUAAGGUUACUUUGAAGUGGAAAUGCACAUACCUGCCGCCAAGUGAAACCGUUCUGACAGGACCAUUGGUGGAUGAGCUGCCAAAGGAAAUAGCAGCACCUGUGCGCUUACUGAAAGAUGAAGAAGUGCAGGCCCCAAAGCGGAAAACCUUAGAGCCUGUUCCUGCUGCACCGAUGCCGAAGCCAAGGGCACGAGAUUCUGCAGCAGACAAGAAAGUCUCUUUCACUGAAGGCAUGGAAACCCUGGCACCAAUGCCGAAGCCAAGGACACCGAAAUCUGCAGCAGACAAGAAAGUCUCUUUCACUGAAGGCAUGGAAACCGCAGACAAGAAAGUCUCUUUCACUGAAGGCAUGGAAACCCUGAAUCCUGUUGAUCGUACUGUUGAGGAAGAAAAGACAAGGAUGAAUAAAAAUCCAGUAACAGUCCUAAACAUUUCUGAGACAAAACACGACACAUUUGCUGACAAUGGGUAUAGUGGAGAGCAGCUGAACAGAUCUGUGGAUGAGAAGGAAAAGAGGUCUCCAUCUUCAGACAACCAGUACGAAGCUGAACGUUUUGACACGUCAGAAGAUGAAGUAACAGAUUUAGAGGCAGAAGAUCAUGAUGGACGUCAAACAACAGAUGGAAACGAAUCUACAGAAAGUGACAGCGAUGACUGCAUCAUCCCAGUAGCGCAGGAAGUGAAACCGUUGUCAGAGAGAAUCCACAUUGAGAUCAUAUCCUUGGGUUUGGAUGUCAAUUCAGAAGCUGUACAGAAUGAAACCAUAAAGAGAUUGUUUGUGGAAUAUAAACUGUGCAAUCUGCCAGCUGAAGAGACCCCGGUCUCCCUCCCAAAACCCACGAAUGGGAAGAAGAUCCACUACAAUUACUCCAGCGUUAUUCAUCUGGAUAAGUCGAGUAAUAAAGAAAAUCGCGACUCAAUAAAAUCUGUACUACAGGAUCCUAAUUCCAGCAAUGCAAGCAUUAAAUUCACGGUGGUUAGUGACCCGCCUGAAGAUGAGCAGGACCUGGAGUGUGACGACAUAGGCUUUAGUAGUGUCAGCCUGAAGGAUAUAUUACAGACGGGUCAAGAUGUCCUCAACAGAGACCUUGAAAUUUAUGAUUCAGUGUCUGGAGAGAAGAUAAUUGGUAAGAUGACCGUGACGGUGGAAGCCGCAGAGGCGCUUCGCUCAUUGAUUCGGGAUUAAAAAGACAGCUAUGUAUGGAAAAAGGGAUUGCAGAACUUGGUUGCUUCCUCCAGAUUUGUUCCAGUUUUGAUCCUAAAAAACGGCUUUUAAUAUGUUGAUGAUAAAGUGAAUUUAAUAGAGAAACCCAGAGGCCGCAUAUCGCUUACCCAAACCCACGUUUUUCACUUUAAUAAUCACAUUCUUGUUGUUUUCAAUCAAGCGCAGUCACAUAAAUAUUUAACAGUUGCUAAAAGAGGUUCUCUGCAUGAAAUACUUGGCAAAUGUUUUUAUUGCAAGAAUGUGUGCGAAAAUGCUAACAUUUGGUGUUAUGUCAAAAACUAUACAUUUUCACCCUAUUUUACCUGGCAGAACAAUAUAGGUUUGAACUGUCUGCAAA